GUUUUUAGGAAUGAGAAAAUGGAAACUAUUGAAGCAGAAAAGUAUAAAGCAUACCAACAAAAAUCAUUAGAAAUAAUUUCAAAUAAAAUAAAAACUGAGUUAAUUGCUGAAAUGGCCUCUAAAACUAAAGUGUCAAAAAAUAUAUUCUCAAGUAUAAAAAAAGAAAAUUUAGAUAAAUUAAAUAUAGAUGAAUUGAGCAAUAUUUUAGAUAAUUCCACUGAUCCUAUAGAAAUCCAGUCAUUGCUUAGUGAAGAAAAAUUAGAAGCACUUAAAGAUUUUAAAAAAUUAGAGCAAGAAAAAUUCUAUUAUGAACUUCAAAAUAGGGUCAAUAGAGUGUUUAACGAUCAAUUUAAAGAUGCCCGUAAAGUUAUACCUAUGAUAAAG
Molecule: messenger RNA, 384 nt
Organism: Diuraphis noxia (Russian wheat aphid)
Lineage: Eukaryota; Metazoa; Arthropoda; Insecta; Hemiptera; Aphididae
Biological process (GO): double-strand break repair via homologous recombination; regulation of DNA-templated transcription
Cellular component (GO): nucleus
Source: RefSeq, a predicted model, not a curated record